GUCCCCUUCUACUCUUCCCCAUGUAACACCGUCAAUCGUGAAAUACUACAGAGCUCCAAGACAUCUACAAAAAUCUAUCUACCGGAAAGCAAUUAGGAUACAAUGUCUUUGCACAGUCUAGCCUAAUACAUCCCCCCUAUUCACCUGUCUAUGUCAGCAAUGAAGCAUUUACUUCCCCCAAACCAGUUCCGACCACGAUCACCUCCGCCAAACCGGUCUUCCACUUGGUCGCUUUGCCCGUAACGUGUCACUAUCGCCGAAAAUGGCCAAAAGCUCCGCCUUCGACCCAGGCCACCACGACCGCGUCACGGUGCUGCACGCCAACUUCAACGGCACCCGCAUCCUGACGGCGUCGAUAGACCAUCGCAUCAAAGUCUGGGAGCGCAAUCCGAAGACGGGCGAGCGCACGUUGCUUGACACGUUCACGGCGCACGAUUCCGAUGUCAGGGAUGCCAAGUUCCUCCACCCAACGCUGGGCACGCACCUGGCCAGCAUAGGCAACGACCUGAAAUUCCACCUGUGGAGCGAAGACGCGUCGCAGCCGCCGCGGGGGGGCCACCGGUUCCGACGGAUCGCGACGAUCGCGUCGACGCCGCGCGUGCCCUUCGUGAGCAUGGACGUCAAGACGCUGGCGACGGACCACGUGUCGACGUUCCUGGCCCUGAUCGACCGGCAGGGCCUGCUGAGCGUGUACGAGCCGAGCAGCCCGGACGACCUGCGCGAGUGGGCGCUGGUGGACUGCUUCAACGUGUGCGCGGGGGCGGCGGCCGCGGCGAGCACGGUGCCCGGCCGCGGCGAAGAGACCAGCUUCAAGGUGCGCUUCGACCCGAACCCGACGCCGCUCGCGUACGUCAACUCAGUCAGCGACGACCGCGAUCAGCUGGGCCUGGUGGUCUGCGCGCUCAACGAGGUCAAGAUCUACCGCAGCGUCGUGCCCUCGCAGUCUGGGAGUGGUGCGGACGUCAGUGUCGGGGGCAUCGGCAUGGGCAUCGGCGGCGGGACGGGGAUCGCCAGCGCGGGGGGCAACGCCAGCCACCGCGUGAUGUUCUACGAGGCUCUCAGGCUGCCCGUGCACCCGGCGCUGGUGAGGGACGUGGCAUGGGCGCCGUUCAGCGUGCGGGGCACGGAUCGCAUCGCGACGGCGUGCAAGGACGGCGCGGUGCGGAUCUUCGAGCUCGGCGUCGCCGAAAGUCCAGACGCAGAUCACGGGACCGGAAACGACAACGGCCAUCGCAACAACAACUAUAACAACGGCCACCCAGCUCGCAACGGCGCCGAGCAGCACUCCACGCCGACACCGACGCGGAGCAUGACCAUGCAACAGCAGCAGCGCCACCAGCAACAGCAGUCGAGCCUGACGACCCAGAUCGCGGGCCGACACGGCGCCGCCGCCGCGGCACACUCAUCUCCCUCCGCGGGCGCGCACACCGCGAACCCGGCGCGGUCGGGCUACGCGUUCCCCUACAUCACCACCAUAUCCUCCGGCACCACGCUCUCGCAGGCGCACACGGACGCGUGGUCCCUCGCGUUCGACUCGCAGGGCCAGGUCCUCAUGAGCACCGGCAGCGACGGGGUGACCAAGGUGUGGCGGAAGAGCGUCCUGGGAGGGCAGUGGAUGAUGUUUGCGGGACAGGAGAUCACCGAGGACGAAGAUGAAACAGACGAGGACGAGGGCGAGGGCGAUGAGAAGAAACAUGGCGCAGAGACCGAGUAAGAUGAUCAGCGUGUAUUGUGAGGAUAAACCUCUAUGCUCUCCUGUACCCGUAUGCCCAUUGCUCGCGACGAUUGACCCCCUCCGACCGAAAUCCACACAAUGCAGCCAAAGUCGGCAUCAUUGCCGUCACGGAGAGGAAAGUGGUGUUUGGGAAGGAGUGCUAGCCGGAAUCACGACAACCUCAGACUGGCGCUUCCAGCCCGCCCCCCUUCCAUGACAUGUCCCCAUCCCAAAUCUCUCGUGCCCCUUCUAAUUACCACCGACUGCCUCGGGCACUUUACUUGGAUCAAAGCCGUACUUUGUCUUGAGACUCUCGACGAGCUUGAUAUAACGGUCCUCGGCGGCCUCGGCGGUGGUGCCGGCGUCGACCUCCUUCUGCCAGGCCUUGUGCUUCGCUUUGCCCUAUUCGCAAGAGACGGAACACGGUCAGUGACGAGGAAUUUCAUGAGCUCAGGGUGAGAUGGAGAGGUGAGGCAAGGUGCAUUGUGAGGGAUGGUACCUUUAGAUCAAACAUUCCUGGAGCGGGGGCCUUGGAGAUGUCCUCGCCAUUGGCGACUUUGAAGAGUGCGUAGAGCUGAAUAACACGGUGGG
Molecule: messenger RNA, 2305 nt
Organism: Cladophialophora immunda
Lineage: Eukaryota; Fungi; Ascomycota; Eurotiomycetes; Chaetothyriales; Herpotrichiellaceae
Exons: 2
Coding region: 263-1714 (483 amino acids)
Biological process (GO): cellular response to amino acid starvation; positive regulation of TORC1 signaling
Cellular component (GO): nuclear pore outer ring; Seh1-associated complex
Molecular function (GO): structural molecule activity; protein binding
Source: RefSeq, a predicted model, not a curated record